This is a messenger RNA of Rosa chinensis, 1731 nucleotides long. RefSeq names its product small GTPase LIP1. Bases 419 to 1435 code for a protein of 338 amino acids. NCBI's taxonomy places the organism in Eukaryota, Viridiplantae, Streptophyta, Magnoliopsida, Rosales, Rosaceae. Gene Ontology annotation, molecular function: GTPase activity. Gene Ontology annotation, cellular component: endomembrane system. The transcript is spliced from 7 exons. The record is from RefSeq and is a predicted model, not a curated record. Gene Ontology annotation, biological process: intracellular protein transport.
CUCGGUAUUCAGUACUUGAAACUCUACCGCGAACUUGUUCAUAAAAACGCAAACAUAAUAAAAGUGAUCGAAGAAAAAAAUACACACCGGCAAGUUGGAGCCAAAUCCAGUUUUUUUUUUACUUUGAGUUGGCAACACAGAGACGCCUGAACCGAUCUGUUCGUGGAGCUCGUCUCGGUUCUUGGGCUCUCUCUAUUGGGUUCUCUGGGGCAUGUUCCCAAAUGGGUUCUGCGUUUAAAGCUUCGAUCUUGGGGCUUGAUCUUAAUGGAAAAUGGAUUUUAGAUUGAAACCGAGGGUACCCAUUUGGAGAAAUUGUUCGCUUCUGUGUGUGUUUGAUGGGACUUGAUUUGUGGGUCGAGAAAGAUUGCUUCUUUGAUUUUUGAGGUGAUUUUGGGUUUGAAGAUUUUUGGAGGACAAUAUGUUCUGGAGGGAACGUGAGAGGGAGAGCAAAGAUCAAAACGGGAGUGGGCCGCCUUCUGGGCAGGUUCGAGUUCUUGUUGUUGGUGACUCAGGUGUUGGAAAAACUUCUCUUGUUCAUCUGAUUGUCAACGGUUCUUCCACUGCCCGCCCUCCUCAAACAGUAGGAUGUUCAGUUGGUGUAAAGCACACUACUUAUGGCAAUUCUGGUAGCUCGUCAAGCAGCAUUAAAGGUGAUGCUGAGAGGGAAUUCUUUAUAGAACUCUGGGAUAUAUGUGGACAUGAUAGAUACAAAGAAUGCCGGUCUCUUUUUUAUUCCCAAAUAAAUGGUGUAAUCUUUGUUCAUGAUCUCUCCCAAAGAAGGACAAAAACUGGCUUGCACAAGUGGGCAGCUGAGAUUUCUGCAACUGGGUCAUUUUCAGCUCCUCUAGGAUCUGGGGGUCCUGGUGGCCUUCCUGUCCCGUAUAUUGUUAUUGGUAACAAAGCUGAUAUUGCUGCAAAGGAGGGUACAAGGGGAAGCAGUGGCAAUCUUGUUGACGUUGCCCGACAGUGGGUUGAGAAGCAAGGUUUGCUUCCAUCGAGUGAGGAACUUCCACUGACUGAAAGUUUUCCUGGAGCUGGAGGCCUUAUUGCGGCUGCCAAAGAAGCAAGAUAUGACAAGGAAGCUGUGAUGAAAUUCUUCCGAAUGUUGAUUAGGAGAAGAUAUUUUUCUGAUGAUUUACCUGCACAAAGUCCAUGGUCUAUUUCUCCGGUUGCAAGUCCUGCACAGACAGUAGAUGAAAAUUGGAGUGAUGAGGAUCAUUCAUACAGGAAGAAGAGCAGUUUACAUGGUGAUCCUUACAACUACAACAUGCUCCCUCCUCUUCCAGCACAACGCAAUCUGACACCACCUCCCACUCUUUAUCCACAGCAGCCAGUUGCAGUUUCUGAAAAUUACAGCAUCCCUAGAUUUGCGUAUUCUAGUUAUCCAGAAAUCAGCAGUGCUGCCAGAUCAAAGCGCUCAGAUAUCAAUGUUUAGUGGUCAUUGACUCUGAAAAUUGUGCCAAUCAAAGUGGGAUUUGUGUGCAUGUGGUCUAUGGUCUUUUCAUUUUGUUUCACUUUUAAUUGGUCUAUUGAUUCUUUGACACCUACAGGUUCUGUCAUUUUAAGCAGUUGUUGUUAUAUGUUGGGGCCUUGGGGUAUAAGUAUAUAAUGAUUUAUUGAACAACUUGGAAGCUACAGGCAUUUUUUUCACCAAGCUUUCUCUUUGUAUGCCAAUUUGCUGAGAUGAUAACGGUGCUUAAGAUCUUUGCAUCUUCUCUUUUCAGAAAUUCA